This is a messenger RNA of Effrenium voratum, 1665 nucleotides long. The record is from the annotation of a GenBank genome assembly. NCBI's taxonomy places the organism in Eukaryota, Dinophyceae, Suessiales, Symbiodiniaceae.
AUGCGCAACGAACGCAAAGCACCCGACAUCUCCGAUAUCCUGCCCUCCAUCCGUGCCCGAGGCGUUCAGCAACCUUUGCUCGUGCGCAAGAACGGCAGCGGCUACGAAAUCGUUGCCGGAAGACGGCGCUUCCAUUGCCUCAAAAAAAUCAUGAAGGAAGGUGGGGAAGUCGAACCCGUCCCUUGCGCCAUCAUGAAAGACGCAGAUGACGCUGCCGCGAUCGAAGCAUCGCUCAUCGAAAACAUCGCACGCCUCGCACCUGAUGAAAUGACGCGCUUCGAAACCUUUGCCCGUCUUGCUGCAGAGGGGCGCGGCGUCGAAGAAAUCGCAGCAACCUUCGGUGUAACCGAGAUCAUGGUCAGACGCUCGCUUGCCCUCGGCAAUCUCCUGCCCGAAAUUCGGAACGCGUCCCGGCAAGGCGAUAUCGAUCCGGAAACCGUUCGUCACCUGACGCUCGCGACGUGUAAGCAGCAAGCAGACUGGUUCAAGCUGUUUGAUGACCCGCAGCAACGCGAACCGCGAGGCCGUCAGCUGAAACAAUGGCUCUUCGGCGGUGAACUCAAACUGGAAGCAGCGCUCUUUCCCCUCGAUGCCUAUUCCGGCGAAAUCGUUACCGAUCUCUUCGGUGAAACUGGAUAUUUUUCAGGCAACGAUCAGUUCUGGCAGCUCCAGAACAAGGCCAUCGCCGAACGCUGCGACGCCUACAAAGACGACGGCUGGGCCGACGUCGUCGUGCUCGAUCCCGGGGCAUAUUUCCAGCGCUGGGACCACGUGGAAACCGCAAAAGAAGACGGUGGCCGGGUCGUUGUCGAAGUCAGAACGAAUGGCGAGGUGACCUUCCACGAAGGCUACCUCACGCGAAAGGAACAUGACCGGCGUCUCAAAAAGUCUGGCAGUAAGGCGCAAGAAAACGAAGAAGCGCAGCCCGCCCGCGCCGAACUGACUGCCGCCGCGCAGAACUAUGUCGCGCUCCACCGCCAUGCCGCAGUUUGUCUCGCCAUGAUGAAAGACCAGCCACUGGCAAUGCGCGUCAUGGUCGCUCACGCCAUCUGCGGAUCAGACCUCUGGCAAGUCCGCCCGGAACCGCAAAAAGCCGACCGGGAAGCAAGCGCCGUGAGCCUUGCAAACUCCAAGGCGCAAGCGGCAUUCGACGCCGAGCGGAAAGACAUUCUGACGCUGCUCGGCCUUCCUGAGAAGGGCCCGACGCUGACGCGUCCCUUUGGUGCGGACCUUCGCAUCGGUGCACUUCUUACCACCUUGAUCAAACUAGCCGAGACGGAUGUCAUGCGUAUUCUGACCUUCGUUAUGGCCGAAACCUUGAGCGCCGGGACCAGUUUGAACGAGCAGAUCGGCAACCACCUCGAAGUCGAUAUGACCGGACUCUGGGAACCGGAAGAUGCAUUUUUCGAACUUCUCCGGGAUAAAUCCGCACUCCAUGAAAUCCUGAAGGAAACCGGGGGAAAAGAGAUUGCCAACGCCAAUAUCAGCACCACGGCAAAAGCCCAGAAACAGGCGAUCCGGAACAGUCUGAAGAUAGCGCAAGACGACAGUGCAAACGCCCAGUGGCUGCCGCGUUACCUGAAAUUUCCCUUCACCGCCUACACCAGAUCCGGGGCUGGACGGCUCAGCGAAAUGGCUGCUCGCGCUCAAAAACUUUCCGGCUGA